Molecule: messenger RNA, 1591 nt
Organism: Sesamum indicum (sesame)
Lineage: Eukaryota; Viridiplantae; Streptophyta; Magnoliopsida; Lamiales; Pedaliaceae
Product: light-inducible protein CPRF2-like
Biological process (GO): regulation of DNA-templated transcription
Molecular function (GO): DNA-binding transcription factor activity
Source: RefSeq, a predicted model, not a curated record
UUAUUUUCAUGCGAGGCUUAUUAGGAGAGAGACGAGAGAGAGAGAGAGAGGAGAGAGAGAGAGGAGAGAGAUGGAUAGGAUGUUUCAAGUGGAUGAGAUACCUGACCAGCUAUGGUCACCCCACUCCCCGAUCCGGCUCAGUCUGGAGGAGGAGGAGGCGGACUACCCGUCUUCCUCCUCCAUCACCACGACUGCUGCUUCCAAGAUGAUGCGGAUGAACCGUAGUUCGUCGGAAUGGGCAUUCCAGCGAUUCCUCCAGGAGACUGCGGAGCCUGAUCGCACUACCACCACGCUGCAGUCACCAUCGUCGUCGAUGCAUCCUCCCCACAACGAAGAAGUCGUGGAGAUCAAAGAGAACCAUCAUUACAGUUUGGUGGUCGGUGCAAAUAGUAAUCAGCAGCAGCCGGAGGAGGCAGCAGGGGCGGCGGCAGGCCCGCCGCCGGAUAUUCCGAUAGAUUCCAAGGAGUACCAGACUUAUCUUAAAAGCCGCCUUCAGCUGGCUUGCGCCGCCGUCGCUUUGACUUGGGCAAGCAAUCACAAGGCCCAAGAGUCUGCCGCUACCGUGUCCCCGGCUUCUAAUCCAUCACAGCUGAACUCUCACAUUAAUCAUAAAGCAAGUGGACAGGAUUCAUCAAAGCUACAAGAGAUAGAUGCUGGUGAACCAGUUUCUCUGUCUCCCUUACCAGCUGUGUUUAAGAAAUCUGCAGCCCAGGUAAAGUCAGUGACAAGUGGAUCAUCGGUGGAACAAUCAGAUGAUGAUGAAGCUGAGGGAGAAAAUGAAGCGACUCAAAAUAUGGACGCUACAGAUGCAAAACGCAUGAGAAGAAUGCUUUCAAAUAGAGAAUCAGCUCGUCGGUCUAGAAGAAGAAAGCAGGCCCAUUUGACUGAGCUUGAAACACAGGGUACUCAAUUAAAAGUUGAGAACUCUUCUUUACUCAAGCGCCUUACAGACAUAACCCACAAGUACAAUGAAGCAGCUGUUGACAACAGAGUUCUGAAAGCCGAUGUUGAGACAUUGAGAGCAAAGGUCAAAAUGGCUGAAGAAACAGUUAAGAGAGUCACUGGGCUGAACCCACUUUUCCAAGCCAUGUCCGAGAUAUCCACAAUUGCAAUGGCAUCCUUUGUCAAUAGUCCCGACACAUCAGCCGACGUAGCUAUGCCAGUGCAAGAUGAUCUGAAGCAGUAUUACCACCACACCCCAUCUAAUAGUCACACCUCUGUGGGAAACCAUACAAUUCAAAAUGGUAUUAUGGAUAUUGCUCCAGGAGAGAAUGUACAAUCUAACGCAACAACAGCAGUUGGGUCGAACGAGAAGGGAAGGACUGUUUCCAUGCCAAGAGUUGCCAGCUUGGAACAUCUGCAGAAGCGCAUCCGUGUUUCCUCAGGUACACAAGGUGCCGGUGAACCUUAAGGAUACGUUGACAGGAGUCCAUAAAUUUUAGUUUGUAGUAUCAUUUUUUCUUGGUCUAAGUUGCUCUCUGGAUAAGAUUCAUCCCUGGAUUAAUUUUUUCUUAUGUGAAGUUCCUGAUACAAAUAGGUUUUCUAUUCGAUUAACAAUUGCAAGAUUAAAUACACAUUUGAUUCCUUUGUU